AUGGAAAACAAUGAUCUGCUUGCAAUGCAGACAGUUGCAGCAAUGAUGAUAUUGCCCAGUGACUAUACCAAGCUGAAAACGAAGAUAGGAAAGGGCUUUUCCUACAUGAAAGCAGAUGAGUGGAAGUCUUGGGUAUUGGUGUACUCUCCCAUGCUUCUAAAACCAGUUCUUCCGUCCAAUAUGUUCAAUGGCUGGAUGCACUAUGUAAAAACAUGCCAUAUACUUGUAAAGCCAUCAAUCAGUUUCAUCAAAAUAGACCAAGCACACAGAUAUCUACAAGAAUUCUGUCAAUCUUGUGAAGAUACAUAUGAACCAAAAGUCCUCACUUGCAACAUGCAUCUGCACCUCCAUCUUCAUGACACAAUUUGUGAUUUUAGACCCAUGUAUGGCUAUUGGCUCUUUGGUUUUGAGAGAUACAAUAGUUUGUUAAAGAAUAACAAGACAAACAGAAAAGACGGGUUUGAAACAACCUAUAUGACAAAAUUUACUGCAGACACAUACAAAGCUGAUUACGUACGAAAUACAUUAUCAUACUCAUCCUUAAGUCAAGCAGCACCUAUCAAAGGCAAUGAACCACUCCCCCCAUCCACCUUUCCUUUACAGUCCUUAAAAGAAUCAACAAUGAGUAAUAUUGAUUAUCCUCAAUUGUUAGAUUAUUAUAAAAUCGCCUAUGCCAUGCCCAAUCUCAUUUCUUACCAUGAUGCCAGCUUGUCACAAUAUUUUUAUAAUUCGAUAAAUGACAAUGAACACAGAGAUGAAGGUAUUGUAAUCUGCUUGCCAGAAUUCUUUGCUGAUAAUUAUCACAGCAUCUUGCCUGUACAUCGUAUACACUUAGAGAUUGCAACUGCUGUAGAUGUAACUGAUAUGAAUGAAGAAAGAAUGCUGGUCAUUCCUAUGCCAAAAAAUACUAUGCCUGAAGCCUUUAUGAAUAAUUAUGCACUAUGA
Phycomyces blakesleeanus NRRL 1555(-) is the source of this 945-nucleotide messenger RNA. RefSeq lists its product as hypothetical. NCBI's taxonomy places the organism in Eukaryota, Fungi, Mucoromycota, Mucoromycetes, Mucorales, Phycomycetaceae. The coding region runs from base 1 to 945 and encodes 314 amino acids. The transcript is spliced from 3 exons. The record is from RefSeq and is a predicted model, not a curated record.